CUCGCGAAAGUGUCAAGAAGCCCGCCAAGUGGAUAGAGAGACUCGAUCGCUGAACCGACCACAAUGGGUACCAACCACGGUCUGCUGUUCCUAGGCAUCGUGUUUGUGCACGCGGCUUGCGUUUUCGCCGGCGUGCCGGAUUGGAUACCACCUGAAGUAAUCGACAUGGUACAAGACGACAAGAAUCGCUGCAUGGCCGAGCACGGGACACAGGAAGCGGAGAUCGCCGAGGUUCAGGCCGGCAGGAUAACGUCGGCUAGAUCGAUCACGUGCUACAUGUACUGCCUGCUGGAGGCGUUCAGUUUGGUCGAUGACGAGGGUAACUUGGAAAGCGACAUGUUGAUGGGACUACUGCCAGAGAACUUACAGGACACAGCGGAGAGCGUAUUGGCAAAAUGCACCCCGGCAGCCGGCGCCGAUCCAUGCGAGAAGAUCUACAAUCUAGCUGUUUGUGUGUAUAACACUGUACCAGACUUGUGGUUCGUCGUCUAAAUCGGGCGGAGGAUCUUCUUUCGAAGCUGCGAGGCGGCACGUUCAUCGGACCAACGGAGGAAGAACUUGAAUUGAGAAACGAGACAGAACGAAGCUAUCCCCUUCCCCCGUACCUUCCAAUUGGCAAAACUGAUGUACCAUCAGCGCACAAACGAUCGCAUCAACGAAGCGAACCAGUUCUGUAUGAUUCGUGUACAGGUACCAUAAACGUAGUUCACCUAAGAUAAGAAUUAACUCCCGGCCCAGUUCCUAAGAACGGACGAACAACCCAAACGAACUGUAAAUUUCAAUCCUCGAAACGAUAGAAAUAUAAUACUA
This is a messenger RNA of Nomia melanderi (Alkali bee), 810 nucleotides long. It is a transcript of the gene Obp1, whose product is annotated as odorant binding protein 1. Gene Ontology annotation, molecular function: odorant binding. Lineage: Eukaryota; Metazoa; Arthropoda; Insecta; Hymenoptera; Halictidae. The record is from RefSeq and is a predicted model, not a curated record. Gene Ontology annotation, biological process: sensory perception of smell.